Molecule: messenger RNA, 4086 nt
Organism: Pomacea canaliculata
Lineage: Eukaryota; Metazoa; Mollusca; Gastropoda; Architaenioglossa; Ampullariidae
Product: centrosomal protein of 76 kDa-like
Exons: 12
Coding region: 128-2098 (656 amino acids)
Source: RefSeq, a predicted model, not a curated record
ACAGUCACUUCCGGUGUGCGCAGGCAUCUCCCCGGGAUGAUUGGAAACAGCGUCUGGAACGUUACUGGGAUACAGAAACGGGUUUUUCAAUCGGCUUUUUAUAUACUUUGAAUCGAAGUCUCUCAGAAUGGCUUUACCUCCGGAGAAAGUUGCCGAACUGAAGCAGAUAAUUCAUACACAGUUAGCCCAGAUGGACAUCGAGGCACACAUCCGUGGAGUUAUGGAUGAGAUCAUGGCAGGGCAGGAACCUAUGGAUCGUGUGAGUGAGAAAGACAUGAUUGAGAAAUUACGCAAAAGAGGCAUCGUUGACGAUAUAAUGAACAAUCUCCAGUUUUGUGGUACUGUGCCAGGAGAAAAACCUGCAGUGAGAUUUACUGAUCUUGAAAAUGAUAUUUCACAUGGUUUGGUAAAGAAAGCAAAUAUUGAUCCAUCCCGUCGCUAUUUGUAUUUCCAAAUACAUGGAGGCAAAGCUUUUAUGGACCAGCUGAUGGAGGAAGAUGCAGGUCAGAUGUCUACAUCCUCUUUCACACUUCAUUUGCACUUUCGUGGUCAGAGAUUCAAGUCACGACCAGUGCCAUGUGCCUGUGAACCAGCAUUCAGUGAGGGCUUUCUACUAGAACUGCAUAAAGAUGGGGCAGGAGAUGCAGGAAAGAUGGCAGAUAUGGGAUCCAUGCUGUCCCUGUGUGACCCAAUACACAUUGUUUUAAUUAAAACAUUACCAAUGGGAGAUGCUUCUAUUGUAACGUCCAACUUUUUUGAAUGGCGCUCUCUCCUUGCAGCCAAGAAUGGUCGCAUGGUUGUAUCUAUAGAACUUAAGGGAACAGGCCCAGAAAGCAAAGUGCCUAUAGGGAUUCUCGAUGCAGAAUUGGAACUGUUUCCAAAAGUCAAACAGGUGUUGGAAGAAGGUGUUGUCCGAACACAGCUGAAUCUUGAGCGCAGCCAGCAGGCAGAGCUAAAUCGUCGCUUUCUCGAGUAUGCCAAACACUGGUGGCGAGAAUUCCUCAAUAUCAAACCAGCUCAUUCUGAUCGUCUCAUCAAGAUCUUUUCUCUUGAUGAAAACAGCAACUACAGACCUGUGUGCUCCUACAUAACACCUUUACGUGCUGGCCGAUUGCUGGACUCUCCCAGACAAGCUAUGCGUUUUGUGUCACUCCUUCGCUAUGAAAAGCAGCAAGCAUUAGGUGGAGGUGAUAAGUUGGAACAGUGGUCUAGUUUACAUGCUUUCCUGGCCAGAAAUAAAGGGGAUUGUGAGGACCAUGCCACUCUGUUAUGCAGUCUCCUUCUUGGUUUUGGGCUGGAUGCUUACGUCUGCUUUGGUACCAAGAUUAAGGGUGCUGUUCAUGCCUGGGUGAUGACUAUCAGUGCAGAUGGGCUCGUGACAUUUUGGGAAAGUCUCAAUGGACACAGAUUUGUUCACGAGCCUAUCAACCCAAUGGCUCCACCAAUGGACAAGCGGGAGAGACCAAGCCAUCCAUAUAAAACUAUUGGCUGUGUUUUCAAUCAUCAGAGCUUCUAUGCUAAUUGUCAGCCAAGUGACAGGGUGGAGGAAUGCCGCUUUGAUCUGCAGAAUGGAUCUUUGUGGAAGAGCAUGGCCAGUGAGCUGCUAGUAUCAGUGUGUGGGCCUGGCUGCAACCCACUGUGGCCCUCUCCCCCGCCGUUAUGUGGAUCAUCCAUUGAUCCUCCAGUGGUGAGCAAUGACCUUGAAGUGCAGUUGCGCAAACUGGUGGCCCAGCAUCGACAGGACCAGGGGCUGACAACGCUGUGGGAUGACCAGCUGAGCUACAUUUUGACUCCUGCCUUAGCAGCAUAUGAGACAGAAAGGGUCACAGGUGUCACUGCUGGUAAUGAGGAAUUCCAGGAUGCAGUACGGCAGGCUGUGCCAGAAGGACACACUUUUAAGGGCUAUCCCAUUCAGUUCACACACAGAAAUGCCCGCAAGAUUUUUGUCACUUGCCUUAAGGCACCUGUGUGUGAAGAAAUCAUCAACUGUAGAGGAGACCAGAUCCGGCUGGCAGUUCGUGUGCGCAUUUUUCCAUAUCCGGAAUCAGCUUGCGCAACGUGGAUCAUGUUUGCUUGCAAGUACAAGUCAGUUCUGUGAACAUAUCCACGUUCAUCCACCUGACUUCAUUCAAAUGGCAACUAUUCUCGGUGAACUGUUCAACCUGUUGUGAAAUAACCACAAUUUGAUUUCCUGAAUUGUUUCUUUCAACCUUGCCAUAUUUUUUCCCAUGAAGACCUAUCCCUGAAUGGGACUUUUAUUUUGUUGGUGAGUUCUAUGCUAGAACAUGGGCAUGAAAACAAGACUUACAAGGAAACUACUGGUAAACUGAGUGUAUAGUCUUGUGUGAAACUAACACUUUGGCUGCUAGAACCUGAUUUGGCCUUGACUAAUGCAGAGACCUUAUCUGCAGCUUUUGCUAGCAGCCUGGAGGUGAUUCAGCAAAUUUUGUGGGAUUAUCUAUUUCACUUGUGAUAUAAACCAAACUGGCUGGCAAUCAGUAUUACAACAAUGUAACCACGGUUGAGGACCAUGGGUUAUUUUUAGUUAGUUUUUAUUAAAGACUGGUAGCAUAUGCUGUGAACCACCAAAGGAAGACAAGGAGUUUAUGUGGUUUACUCUAGCACUUCUGUUUGUGCAGUUUCGUACUGUGAAUGUUUGUAACAAAUUGUGGGCUCAAAUAAAGUCUACCAUGAUCUCUUUUUGUGAUGUUGCAUGCUUUAGAUGUGUUACUGUGCACUUAGCUGCUGUGGUAAUCAGGUUGUGUAUUGGUCUAUUUUCAUACAAAUGUGUUGAUGAUGCGAUUUAACAAACUGCUUCAGGACAAAUGCUGUCACCCAACCUGUUGGCUUUAUGUGGAGUGUGCAAGGUGGGAACUUUAUUAAUGUUCCAGUACAAUGAAUCAGGCAUUUUGCAUGGAAUGAAAGCAGUUUUUCUACCUGUAUGUCAGGGAAGUGGGGAGUAGAAAUAUUUUGCUAGUCAGACUGCAUUGCCAGUUCGUAUUUGAAUAUAGAUAAGGAUGUGAUCAGUUUGUUUUCAGAGAUAUAUAUAGUUCGAGAUUUAUGUUUGUUACGUUUUAGUUUCAGUCGGCAUUAUUCCUCAUUUUUUCUGUAAAUUUUUUAAAUUUGAGAGACCUUUUCAGUUUUGUUUUUUUCUAGCUGAUUAUAUCAUGUAUGAUUUUCUGAUGACUGAUGCAGAAAAUGUACUGACCACAGUGAUUUUCAUUUACAGUGAUAAAAGGAAUGUUAAUUUUUGGAAAGAAUGCCUGAAUUGUUGCAUUAUGAUCAGAGCUGUGGCUACUUGGUGCUUACUAUUUCAGGUUUAGGAGAAGCUGUUAUUUUGUUGUGCAGAUUUGAUGUAUAUAGGCAUUUGCUGUAAUGUAGUUAUACCAUAAAAUACCUCCUUGUGAUGUGGACAUAUACAUGAAUAUAGGCUUUGGCUGAAUGGGAAAGUGAACAUCUGCCAUUGACAAGACAAACAUUAUUUUUAACUUGUUCCAUAACAAGACCACCUUUUUUGACCUGUGGAACUUUCUGACAGCUGGUGAAAUUUGUGCUGAACUGUCCUGUGAACACUGGAUAAAUGCCAUAACCAUGGAACCUGCUUCUUGGGCUGCCUACUCCUGUGUAGCUUUAUUCAUUCUUUGACAUGAACUUGUAAAAGUAUAAAAACGUAAAAAAAGGUUAAGGCAGUUUUUAUACUUUAUUAAUGUGUUGAAUUGGUGUUUUUUUUACACAAAUUAAGCUAAGUAUGUCUGAGGGCAGUGUUUGUAUGCCACUUAAUAAAUGGCACUGCAUGUAGCUUUCUACACUAUAUUACUGAAGAGAAAUAUCUUUGAACCUUUGAAAAAUCUACCUAAGCUAAUUAUUCCCUGCUAUACAUCAAACCUGGACAACUGUCUUGUGGACGUAGUGCUUUCUGUAAACUGUGCUCAGUGUGAUUCCCACAACCCUAUGUCUCCAGUCUUUUCAAGAAAAUGUGUUUUGCUGGAUAUGCAUUUUUUGUUUUAUAUACAGUGCAAAUCUUGCUGUUUAUCUUGAUAUUUUUGCAUUAAAAAGAAAAACCUGAAUGAUAUGCUCAGUUGUCUU